Aureobasidium subglaciale EXF-2481 is the source of this 1764-nucleotide messenger RNA. RefSeq lists its product as uncharacterized. Gene Ontology annotation, molecular function: carboxylic ester hydrolase activity. The coding region runs from base 21 to 1712 and encodes 563 amino acids. The transcript has 3 exons. The record is from RefSeq and is a predicted model, not a curated record. Lineage: Eukaryota; Fungi; Ascomycota; Dothideomycetes; Dothideales; Saccotheciaceae.
GAACUUUAGAUCUAGUCAACAUGCAUUCUACUUGGUCCUUGCUACCACUGGUGGCUUCUAUUGCCUCAGCUGCUCCCUCUUUGUUGCGUAGAGCACCUACCAAUGCACCUGUUGUCAACCUGAAGAACGGUUCAUACUAUGGUGUACACAACAGCCAGUACAACCAGGACUUCUUCUUGGGUGUCCCAUUCGCAAGACCACCAAUCGACGAGCUGCGAUUCGCCAACCCUGCGUCGUUGAAUCUGUCUUGGACUGGCGCUCUCCCAGCUACAAACUACGCCUUUGAAUGCAUUGGUUAUGGUGGCGAUCAGGUUGGCUAUCAACAGAGCGAGGACUGUCUCUACCUCAAUGUCGUAAGACCAUCCGGCUACGAAGAUGCCAGCUUGCCCAUGGUUGUCUGGAUCCACGGUGGCGGCUUCUACAUGGGUGGCGCUGUUGACCGAAGAUACAACCUGACUUUCCUCGUCGAGAACUCUGUCAAGAUCGGAAAGCCAAUCAUGGCCGCUAGUGUUGCUUACAGACUGGGUCCUUUUGGUUUCCUCAAUGGUGAUGAGAUCGCUGGUGCUGGUCAGACUAACGUCGGUCUCAAGGAUCAGCGUCUGGCUCUCCAAUGGAUUCAGGAGAACGGUGCCGCUUUCGGUGCCGAUCCCAGCAAGGUCACUAUCAUGGGAGAGUCUGCAGGUGCUGCUUCCGUGGGUUUCCAGCUGACUGCCUUCGAUGGCCGCGAUGACAAGCUCUUCAGAGGCGCCAUCAUGGAAUCUGGAAACGCAAUCUCAUACAAUGCCCUCAACAGCUCUGGAGCAUACCAGCCCAGAUAUGCUGCUCUGACCAAGGCUGCGGGCUGCGGUAACUCCACCAGCACCCUGGACUGCCUUCGUGCCCUGCCACUCUUCGUCCUCAACAACAUCCUCAACACCACUGAGUUCAACAGCCGCUGGAACCCUGCUCUUGAUGGUGACUUCAUCGCUCGGUAUGGUAGCGAGCAGCUUGCUGAUGGAGCUUUCGUCCACGUCCCAAUCAUCAACGGCGCAAAUAGCGACGAGGGAGUCUCAUUCAGCCCCAACGGUAUCAACAGCACCGCCGACAUUGAAAAGUACUUGAACAACACUUCAAACACGCAAUAUGCCUUGACUCCCGACCUUGUCCAGGAUCUUCUCCGUGUCUACACCAGUGGUGCCUCCGAUUAUCUCAUCCCCUCGACCGAAGAGCUAGGUCAAAACGUCACAUCCCUCGGUCCUGCAUAUGGGCCCUUGUACCGCGCCUCAGCCGCCUACUUUGGCGACGAAGUCUUCAUCGCCAACCGCCGCAAGACCUGCGAAGUCUGGGCCGCCAACAACAUCUCCGCCUACUCCUACCGCUUCAACGCCAUCCCCACGGGCUCCCAAUACGUAGCCCACUUCCAAGAAGUCGCUUUCGUCUUCAACAAUCUUCAAGGUCUUGGUUACGCCAUCCCUCCUUUUGCAAACAAGUCUUCUGCUUUUACCGAACUCAGUGACUUUAUGAGUAAAAGUUGGGUGACCUUUGUGCAUGAUCUGGAUCCCAAUGGUUAUGCGGGAAAGAACUCUAGUUUACCUACUUGGCCGGUUUAUAGUAUUGAAGCGCCGCAGAAUAUGGUGUUUGAUGCUAAUGUUACUAGUCAUGCUGAGGCUGAUACUUGGAGAGCGGAGGGUAUCAAGUUGAUUAGUGAUAAUAAUGUUCAGUAUCAUAGAUAGAGCGACUUGACAAUGUUUUGUAAAUAGCCAGAGCCGGAAAUCCAUAAUGUUU